This is a messenger RNA of Entamoeba invadens IP1, 900 nucleotides long. RefSeq names its product apyrase, putative. NCBI's taxonomy places the organism in Eukaryota, Evosea, Mastigamoebida, Endamoebidae. The record is from RefSeq and is a predicted model, not a curated record. Gene Ontology annotation, biological process: proteoglycan biosynthetic process. The annotation marks the transcript as partial. The transcript has 2 exons. Gene Ontology annotation, molecular function: GDP phosphatase activity; UDP phosphatase activity; calcium ion binding.
AUGGAAGUGUCUUUAAUGCCAGGAACCUUCAACGUGAACUGGAAACAUUUACUUAUCGCGUUCCUUUUAUUGAUUGGGUUUAUCGUAUGCGUCAAGACACUUCGCACUCCCUUUAUAAGGUCUUCAUACGACUAUCAAGAGAACUACAAGAAAUACACCAAAAAUGCGCCAGUGCUUCGCGUAGCAAUUGUCAGUGACUUGGACACUGCGAGCAAAGAUGGGAAAGUAUGGCGCGCUCUUGUGAUGACGGGUACUAUUUUCAAACAAGGUGAUUUGUAUGACUUUUCGAAGGAUGGAGAGUUCAAUGUGACAUCUGCAAUCAACGAGAAAGGGCGAGGAAUGGAGUUGAGUGAGUUAUUGAAUUACAAAGGUGUUUUGUAUGGCUUUGAUGACCGAACCGGACUUGUUUGUGAAAUCGACAUGAAACAGAAAAAGUCGUUUCCAAGACACAUCCUUAUGGACGGGGAUUUGAAAAGUGAAAAAGGAAUGAAAAUUGAAUGGGCAACUGUCUACAAAGAUAAAAUGGUCAUUGGGAGCAUUGGAAAGGAAUUCACAACACCUACAGGAGAGUAUCUCAACGACAACCCACUCUUUGUCAAAACAAUUGACACAAACGGAAAAGUCGAGGCGUUUAAUUGGAAGGAUAAAUACCACGCACUUAAAAAAGCUGUUGGAAUUGAAGGCGAUGGAUAUUUCAUAAACGAAGCGGUCACAUACGCGGCUUCGAAGAACAAGUGGUAUUUUGCGCCAAGAAAGUGCAGUAAUGAGAGGUACGACGACACAAAGGACGAAACACGCGCGUGCAAAUACAUCAUAUCGACAAGCGACUUCAGUACGUUUGACGUGUUGAAUGAUCCACAACACGAUCUAAGUAAAGGGUUUAGCUCAAUCAAAGUACUU